Zingiber officinale is the source of this 846-nucleotide messenger RNA. Its product is annotated as NAC domain-containing protein 37-like. The record is from RefSeq and is a predicted model, not a curated record. NCBI's taxonomy places the organism in Eukaryota, Viridiplantae, Streptophyta, Magnoliopsida, Zingiberales, Zingiberaceae. Gene Ontology annotation, molecular function: DNA binding. Gene Ontology annotation, biological process: regulation of DNA-templated transcription. The coding region runs from base 1 to 846 and encodes 281 amino acids. The transcript has 4 exons.
AUGGAAGGAGAGAGCAGCGUCGUUCCACCGGGUUUCAGGUUUCAUCCCACAGAAGAAGAGCUGGUGGGCUACUACCUUGCUAGAAAGGUAGCUUCUCAAGAGAUUGAUUUAGAUAUCAUUCACGAUGUCGAUCUUUAUCAAAUAGAACCUUGGGAUAUUCAAGAUAAGUGCAAGCAUGGAGUACAUGAGGAGCAAAAAGAAUGGUACUUUAGCUUCAAGGAUAGGAAGUAUCCAAGUGGGACGAGGACGAAUAGAGCUACUUCAGUUGGAUUUUGGAAGGCAGCCGGUCGAGACAAGCCGGUGUUAUCGAAGUUUAGGGUAAUAGGGAUGCGCAAAACGCUUGUCUUCUACAAGGGAAGAGCACCAAAUGGGAAGAAAACCGAUUGGAUCAUCCAUGAAUAUCGUCUUCAAUCCAAUGAAAAUGACCCAACUCAGGAAGAAGGAUGGGUUGUUUGUAGAGCAUUCAAGAAGCCAAACCCCAAUCAAAGGCCUAAUUUGGACAAUUUCGGGCACAAUUACUAUCAAGGGAGCAUUGAGGAGUCUCUUCAGAUCUUCAGAGUUCGUCUUCAUUGGAGGUCAUCAUCAUUCAUCGAAACCAGCGCUCAUCUUUGCAGAUCUCAGACAAGAUCAAAUUUGGCGCCAUGUGUGGGAAAUAUUCACCUGGAUCUGAGACUACGGAGAUGGAGGAAGCUGGUAAACACAACACCAUCACUAUAUCGCAGGAUAAUCUGGAGUUACUCAUCAAUGCCAGAGUACAAAAGAUACUGCAACAACAACAACAAGUAUACUGGUGACACAUUGCCUGUAGUUCCACCUCCGGUAAUGUCUGUAACCUCUCAUCACUGA